This is a messenger RNA of Temnothorax curvispinosus, 4721 nucleotides long. It is a transcript of the gene Ptip, whose product is annotated as PAX-interacting protein 1-like. Gene Ontology annotation, cellular component: MLL3/4 complex. The coding region runs from base 302 to 4459 and encodes 1385 amino acids. NCBI's taxonomy places the organism in Eukaryota, Metazoa, Arthropoda, Insecta, Hymenoptera, Formicidae. The transcript has 8 exons. The record is from RefSeq and is a predicted model, not a curated record.
GCGACAUACGGGCUGGCCUCGAGGACCUGAAGUUCGACGGUGCUCUGUUUGCCAAAGUUAAAUACUACGUCAGCGGCGAGGGCGAUCCGAAGGUACGUUACAGUUCCCGCUUGUUUCCCGCGUUUUUCCCGUCCCGAUGGCCCGGCGGAUCCAACAGCCGUGAGAUUCGCUGCUGUCGCAGCUGACCGCGCGAGCUACGAUGCCCCUCCGAGAGUUAAGAUGCUCAUUUUUUCCUCCGCUGUGAAACUGAUGUAUCUCGAUCGUCAACGAAGGUUAUAGCUUGGAACACCAUUUCACAUAAAUGUCGUCCUAUUGUUGGACUGCUUCUCUUUCCUGUAUUAUUAUUUUUUUUCUAAUAUUUGAAAUGGCAAUGCUGAAUUAUUUCAGAUUUAUAUGCGUGGCGUUAGAAGAUGUUAUUGUUUUAUUAACUACAGGCAAUAUACUUUUACAGAUUUUGAAUUUAUUGCAAGAAGGUGGGGCUGAGAGGUCUAAUUAUUUUAGUGAUUUCGUUACACAUCUGAUAGCAGGCAAUGAAGCAUUAGAAAAUGAUAUCUCUGAGGCGAAGGAACUGUAUGACAUACCAGCAGUCACACAAAACUGGAUUUUGUAUUCCGUUAAGUGCAACAAGCUUCUGCCGACGCAAUAUUUCUCACCAGAAGAGAAUCAGUUGUUCUCGAACAUAUGUGUCUGCUUAUCUCAGGUAAGUCGAGCAGACAGUAAGUCUCUAUGGGCAAUGAUAACAUUGCAAGGUGGCAAAUGUCAGCUACGCUUGGACAGAUAUUGCACUCAUUUGGUUGCGGCCAAAGCAAACGGUGUGAAGUACGAAGCUGCUACGAGACACCAUAUACCCGUCGUAACGCCUGACUGGAUAACGGAAUGUUGCAAAAAGGGCACUCUCGUUAACGAAGUGGAAUAUCAUCCUAGACUGUUAGUGUCUCCAAAUAGCUCGACAGCCAUGAUUACUGGAUUCAUGGACGAAGACACGGAUAAUAACGUUGCGCAAGAGGAGCAAGACAGGACUAAGGCCAUGUUGGAGCAACUCAAGCAACGUAUGCCAUGGAAUCAGCCGAGUCCACCAGUGUCUUCGAGUGCUUCGCACAACCUUGGUGCGACCAGUACAGUGACAGUUCCUUAUUCGACGAACGGACAAAAUACCGCGAACAUACAGCCGCAACCGCAUGUUUCACGAUCAGUUUCCUCGACCAAUUUGAGCACUUCCACAGUUGCUCCAUCAGUCUCUGAUCAGGAUGUUAAUCAAACGAACUGGCUUCCACAGACAUCUCAGCAAAAUAACAUUUCUCAGCAAAUAAAAACUGCACCGUCACAAAUGCAACAGCAAGAGCUGUCCCCACAACAACAACAACAACAACAACAACAGCAGCAAAUAAAUAUGCAACAUCAGCUAAUACAGCAGCAGCAAUUAACAUCGCAGCAGCAAUUAACGCAGCAACAACUCACGCAGCAUCAACAACAAUUGCAGCAGCCAUCAUAUAAUCAACAACAACUUUUAAAUCAGCAGCAGUCGCCUCAGAUACAGCAACAACAAUUAGUAGGGCAACAGCAAUCUAUAACGCCUCAACAGCAACAACAAUCAAUAAAUUCGCAAUUACCUCAGCAUCAGCUAAACACACAGCAACAGCAACUUUUAACGCCGCAACAAAAGCAAUUAAAUCAACAUCAAAUUAUUCAGCAACAACAAUUACAGACUCAACAGCCACAUUUGACACAACAGCAGCAGCAAGUGCAAUUGGCAGCUCAACAGCAGCAGCAACAACAGCAAAUAGUAAUGCAACAGCAGCAGCAGCAGCAGCAGCAGCAACUACCUUCUCAACAGCAACAAAUAGCAGGUCAGCAUCAAUUGACUCAACAACAAACUCCACCGCAGCAACUUACUCCCGAGCAAAGGCAACUUAUUUUGUUGCAACAACAGCAGCAACAGCAAAAGAUACAACAGAUCUCACAGCAAUUACAGCAAUCUGCUCCGCAGAACUCCCAACAAUUUGUCAUAAGGGACGGUCAAUUACAGCAACAGCCACAAAAUCAGCAGUUAAUCGGACCGAAUCAACAAGGAUUUAUCGUUCAACGAGACUCACAGUGGCAGCAACAGCAAUAUCACUUGCAAUUGCAAAGGCAACAGCAACAGCAACAGAUUGGACCUCAGAGAUCCGGAGGACAAUGGAAUCAACAACCGCCUCAGCCUCCCCGACAGUUGAUUCAUUUGGACGCACAGACACAUCAGCAAUUGCAGCAAAUGGACCCGCAACAGAGAGCUCAGUUCAUCCAGAGGAUUCAAAAGCAUCGGAUAUUGCAGAGACAGGUGCAGAAUCGCCCGGGACAGCAAGGUUCGCACAUUGCCGUUAUAAGGAGCCCUGGUAAACCAGUACAGCCAGGCAAUUUACAGUGGGUUCAGCAAGCCCGACCGCAGAUGAUGGGACCACAACUCGCGCAAACUCCAGGACAGAAGCCGGUACAUCCUGGAGUACAGCCACCAGCAUUAGCUCCAAUAAAUUCUUCCAAUCAAGUCAUUGUGUCAGCCGGCCAGGCCGUUCAAGGCCCACAAGUGUCACAAACUGGACAACCAUUCCAACAGGGACAGUUGAUACCUCAACAGUUGGCGCAAUUGCAGUUACAACAGAAACAGCAACAGAUGGUUAGACUACAACAAUUGCAGCAUUUACAACAACAGCAGCAGCAACAAGGCGCGCAGCAAGAACCGUCGUUAACGUCCCUACCGAAUAACGCGCAAAUUCCGCCGGAUCAGCAGCUUGUCGUGAACGCUAAAACAAAAACUGCCCUAGCAAAUAUGCUAACUAACAGAUUGCAAGGUGCUGCCGAGGGUAGUGCAGCUGGCCAGUUGCGAUUGAUGACUGCGCAACAUCGACCUCCACCCCCACCUUCACAGGACCCGCAACUCUUAGCCGCUUAUCAGAGAAGAACUCUAGGAAAUAUAACGAAUGGCGCACCACCAGGUAUAAAGAUGCAAUAUGCUCCAGUUAUGCCACAACCUAAGGCUCAAUUUUACGGUCACAAUCCAAAUCUGAAAUUGCCGCCAGAACUAUUUUUGUUAGGAUGUAUCUUCGUUAUUGUCGAAUACGACGUGCAGCGUCCUGAUGACAUUCCAGUUUGGAAACAAGUUAUUGAGAGACAUGGUGGCGAAGUGGAGUCGCAAUAUUGUACUCGUGCAACGCAUGUAUUAGCCAUCACGCAGAAACAUCCGACUGUGGUGCAGGCGCUGCGCGAGGGAAAACGUUGCGUCAGUGCACAUUGGCUUUCCGACGUUGUCAGUAAGCAGCAAGUAAUCCCACCUUGGCAGGUUCUUCAUUUUCCAACGCCGUUUAGCUUAACUGAGCUUCCAUGUGGCAAGCACAUCAUAUCGCUUUCCGGAUUCGAGGGAGAGGAACGAGCAAAAGUCAAAAUCAUGUUAGAGGCUUUGGGCGCAAAGUACACGAAUUACUUUUCCAGACACAAUACUCUUCUUGUUUGUAGAAGGCCAGAGGGACAGAAAUAUAAAAGAGCACGCGAGUGGCAAACCGCUGUGGUAAACGCACAAUGGUUGAUAGAUUUACUUUGCGGGCAGAUGAAUGCUUUGCAUCAACUUGAGUGCCCCAAGUAUCAACAGUUUAGUCUGAGUAAUCCUUUCAAACUAGAUUAUUCACUAGUGCCUCAUCUUAUGGUUGCUUGGAAAAUGCCAAUAAAUAUUUCGCAAGAAUCGUAUGAUAAAGUAAAACAGGUUGGUCAGGGUCCAAAUUCGAUCAGAAAACACAAAAAGCCACGCCUGGAUGGCCCACUGUUGAAUAAGGAUCCACAUCUUCUGGGUCUGGAAGAACCGAUUGUCAUUAGCAAUCCUGAUCCUCCGCCACCUGAUAAACAACCAAGAAUACUAUUUUCGGGUAUUAACCCUAAAAAUCAUGCCAAGAGGAUUCGAGAAUUGGGAGGUGCUUUAGCCGCUAGCUGGCGAGAUGCCACUCAUCUUGUAAUGUCGGCACCAUUACGAACGGUAAAAUUAUUGUGUUGUUUAUCACGAUGUAAAUUUAUCGUCAGUCUUCAAUGGUUGCUCGAAUGCUCUGCAAAAAACACUUUCGUGGACGAAAGUACAUACGUGCUCAGCGAUCCAGAAUUUGAGAAAAAUUUUAAUUGCAAUAUCGAAAAAACUUUAACGAGUCCCAAUCGAGGAACAGUACUUAAGGGUAAAAUAUUUUAUGUUACGCCGAGUGUGAUACCAUCUCCUUCGGCGAUCGCGGAAAUAAUAGAAAGUGCGGGAGGUACAAUGGAAAAGACGCGUAGAACAAUCGCUCAAAUACAAGAGCUGAAUGCUGGGAAAUUAAGUUAUAUUAUCGUGACCCAUGACAAUGACCUCCAUCUCCUUGCUGAUGUCUUGCGUGCAAAUAUCAAUGUGUACAGUGCGGAAAUCGUAUUAGGCGCAGUUGCACGACAAUAUUUUCAACCUGAUGCGAGUUAAGUCUAAGAUGUGGUUACACUUUGCUAUAUUUUUAUCCCUGUUAUGGGCCUAUCCAUUCUUUAGUGAUUUAUUUUCGAAACGGAAACUUUGCUUACUUUCUGCAAUGGGACAAUAAAGAUCAUAAUUUUAUGAUAAAAAAAAAGGAAAUUAUUUUUACACAUUUUUGCAUCCACGCCAUUUUCUUUCAAUUGCACUUGGUAUUAUCUAGAGGUAACUAUGCAUUAAAUUUUAUACGUUUUAUUGUUGUACAAGUAUUUAUAUU